Messenger RNA from Cooperia oncophora, 954 nucleotides. Lineage: Eukaryota; Metazoa; Nematoda; Chromadorea; Rhabditida; Trichostrongylidae. The record is from the annotation of a GenBank genome assembly.
AUGACUGAUCUCGACUGGGACCUCAUUUUCAAAGUACACGUGAAGGGAGCAUACUCUGUAACUAAAGCUGCAUGGCCUCAUAUGAGAAAGCAGAAUUAUGGAAGAAUCAUUGUUACCUCAUCGAAUGCCGGUAUUUAUGGAAACUUUGGGCAAACAAACUAUGCAGCAGCUAAAUCGGCUCUCGUUGGAUUCUCUAAUUCACUGGCUCAAGAAGGAGCCAAGUAUAACAUUAUUUCGAAUGCAGUAGUUCCCACUGCUGGUUCGCGCUUAACGCAGACGGUGCUACCUGAAUCUCUUAUCGAGGCUCUCAAGCCCGAGUACGUUACGCCGCUAGUGGUUAAUCUCUGUCAUGAAUCUUUCACUGAAAGCGGGAAGGUAUUUGAAGCCGGUGCAGGAUGGUAUGGAACACUGCAAUACUACAGAUCCGCGGGGAAACUUCUGCCACAUGCGACGGCUGAAGACAUCCGGAAGAACUGGGCUCAGAUCACCGAUAUGACUGGUGCGAAACACUUUGAAGGUAUGCGCGAAGUAAUGACUGACCUCAUGGGUGUCGUUGCAGAUGUGGAAUCCAAGGGAAAUGAAAACCAGAACAGCGAAAAAACUGUGGCAGCUGAAGGCUUCCCGUCUCAUAUAAAGUGUUCCCCUCUUUUCCAAGAAAUGGAUGCUGGAGUUAAAGAGGAUCCUGCCACUGUUAAAAAUAUCAAAGCGAUUAUUCUCUACAUUUUGACAGAUGGACAGAAGGAAAUCGGAAAAUUCACCUUGGACUUCAAGAGUUCCUCUCCUUCGGUGUACUACGGUGACGUGAAGAACGGAGAAAAGGCUACAGUAACAGUGACUGUCUCCGACAAUGACUUCUUUGAAAUCGCAAACGGAAAAUUGAAUCCGCAAAAGGUGAAUUCAAAUUCAACUUUUUUCAUCAGAGGAGGUUUUGCAUUCUCUCUAAAUUUUAUAUGA